This is a messenger RNA of Saprolegnia diclina VS20, 434 nucleotides long. RefSeq lists its product as hypothetical. Lineage: Eukaryota; Oomycota; Saprolegniomycetes; Saprolegniales; Saprolegniaceae. The record is from RefSeq and is a predicted model, not a curated record. Bases 123 to 371 code for a protein of 82 amino acids. The transcript has a single exon.
CACGCCGAUUGGAGGUCCAAAAGUCGUUACUCACACGCUUCCGGCUGCGGCGCCAGAGGACCCAUGGCGACCUUGAAGCUCUCAGUUUGCAUCUUGAGUCGCAUAGCACACAUACCUUCACGAUGGCCAUGGACGGACUCCGCAAGAGCGCGUCGUCGCGCAACCUGAGCCAGCUCGCGCAGCAGCUGCGAGGACUUGAGCCCACGACGCCAGCCAAGCCUCAAGUGCAGCGACCGCCGCGCCACACCAAUGUGCCUACGUACCUGCAAUGCACCAAACCGCUCGGCCCGCUUCCGGUGAAGCCAUUGACCCUUGGUGACUGCAGCCGAGAGAUCGCGCAUUUGACACACUCGCUCCGCGUCCGCGCAUGAGAGCGCUAUGCUCGCUUGUACCCUAGAUUAAAUAACACGCCCUAUUUUAUUUUAUACUUUCCA